Molecule: messenger RNA, 4725 nt
Organism: Dictyostelium discoideum AX4
Lineage: Eukaryota; Evosea; Eumycetozoa; Dictyosteliales; Dictyosteliaceae
Gene: gxcT
Product: C2H2-type zinc finger-containing protein
Exons: 2
Coding region: 1-4725 (1574 amino acids)
Biological process (GO): intracellular signal transduction
Molecular function (GO): guanyl-nucleotide exchange factor activity
Source: RefSeq, a predicted model, not a curated record
AUGCAAGGACAGGGACAACAAUUUUUAUCCCAACAACAAAAAUUAUCACAGCAAAAUAUAUCACAACAAAAUUUAAUAUUCCAACAAUACAAUAAUAAUAAUAAUAAUAACAAUAAUAAUAUAACACCACAACAACAACAGCUACAACAACAACAAUUCUUUAUGAAUCAGUCUUUUUCAUCUCAGCAGGUUUAUUACUCACAAUUUGGUGGUAAUGCGAGUGGUGGACCUUUACAAUCACCACUAGUACCCCAAAACCUACAACAACCUCAACAAAAUAUGGUAGGUGGAGGAAUGGGCGGUAUGAUGAUGCAACCACCACAAAUGAUGAUGCAACCACCACAGAUGAUGCAACCAAAUGGUAUGAUGAUGCAACCAAAUGGUAUGCAACCAAUGAUGAUGCAACCAAUGAUGAUGCAACCAAAUGGUAUGCAGCCACCACAAAUGAUAAUGCAACCAAAUAAUAUGCAAUCAAUUAUUAUGCCUCAAAUAGCAAAUAAUAAUAAUAAUAAUAAUAAUAAUAAUAAUAAUAAUAUGGUGAUGAAUAAUAGUAAUAGUAAUAAUACAGUAUUACAACCAACUCAAAAACCAGUAACAACACAAUCAAAUCCAAUACCUCAACCACAACCAGGCGCUGGAGGUACACAACUACCAGCGGGAACAUCUUCUGGUGGUGGUAGUGGUGGUGGUGAUAAGAGUGGUGCCACUGGAGGCGCUACAAAUGGUAAUAAUAGGUGGUUCCCAACCAAAGAUAAUGACCCCUUUUUAUCAAUAGAACAGGAAAAGAAGAAACCGCAAUAUAAAUCUGCUGCUUGGAAUGAUAAAGAUAAAUAUAGAGAGAUUUUAGAUUCUCUAAAUUCUUCCUCUGUAACGCCACAACAAAGUGGUAACAAUAUAGGAAAUCAAAUGGGUGGUGGUCAACCUUUAACUCCACAACAAAUGCAAUUAUUACAACAACAAAUGCUACUAAUGCAGCAGCAACAACAACAACAACAACAGCAACAACAACAACAACAACAACAACAAAAUAAUUCGAUACCAAAUCUAUCAGUUCAUUCAGGUGGCAGUGGUAGCGACAAAUUACAACAACAACAACAACAACAACAACAACAACAACAACAACAACUAAUGCAUAUGCAAAUGUCUCAACAACAAAUUCAACAAAUGAUGAUGGUAAAUCCACAAUUAUUACAACAACAAAUGGUAAUGAACCCACAAUUACAACAACAAAUUUUAAUGAACCCACAAAUUGUUAGCCAAUUGAAUCAAAUUAAUCAAAUGAAUCAAAUGAAUCAAAUUAGUGUUUUAAAUCAAUUAAAUAAUAUGAGUCCAAUAAAUUCACUCAACAAUAAUAUUAGUAAUAGCGGUAGCCCAAUCAAUUCAAUGAAUAAUAAUAAUAAUAAUAAUAAUAAUAAUAAUAAUAAUAAUAAUAAUAAUAAUAAUAAUAAUAAUAAUAAUAAUAAUAAUAAUAAUAAUAAUAAUAAUAAUAAUAGCAACAAUAGUAAUAUUAAUAAUGGUCAAACAAUUGACCAACGUACACUAUCUGGUGGCGGCAAUGUAGUUUAUUCUCCAACAUCUUCACAGGAUCAAAAUAUGAUUUCUUUAUUACAACAGCAACAGCAACAAUUACAGCAACAACAAUUACAGCAACAACAAUUGCUUCAACAACAAUUACAACAACAACAACAACAACAAUUACUAAAUCAUCCACAACAAUCACCAACAUCAUCAUUAUCAUCACCAUCACCAACAUCAUCCUUAUCACCACCUAAAGCAAUUAAUCCCAACGCCAAUAUAAAUAAUGGUGGUAGUGGUUCAUCAACAUCACCAUCAUCUUCAAAUAUAAAUAACAACUUAAUAUCUAGUUUACCAUCAACAUCAUCAAACAUUGUAUCAAAUUUAUCACCAUCGAGCUCUAUAUCUAAAUCAACCUUACCACAAACUGCAACUUCAUUACCAAAACCAGAAACUUUAAUUCAGCCAAUUCCGCAACAUUUAAUUGGUAACAAUGCUUUUGCCGACCCAAGAAAGCAUUCUACAACAGCCACCCUAUCAUCUAUUUUACCAUCUCAACAACCACAACAACAACCACAACAACAACAACAACUACAACCACAACAACCACAACAACAACAACAACAACCACAACAACCACAACAACAACAACAACAACAACAACAACAACCCGUUUCAACUACAAUAUCAUCUGCAGUAUCUUCCCAAACAACCCAACAAAAAAGUCAAUUUGGAUCAUUUUCAAUGGUCCAAAACUCUUCAUCUUUCUCCCAACAACAACAACAAUCCCCAACACAACAACAACAAUUUUUUACCUUUGAACAACAAAAUGUAGAUUUCAAUCAACAACAACAACAACAACCACAAUUACCACAACAAUUUAUAUCACAACAAAAUAUUUUACCACAUGUACAACAACCACAACAACAACAACAACAACAACAACAACAACAACAACAACCACAACAACAACAACAACCACAGCAACAACCACAACAACCACAAUCACCAAUUAAUUCUAUGGGAGGAUUACCAUUCUCAGAAGAAGAAUAUAAGAAACAAAUUGAAGAUAGAAUUAGAAAAGAAGUUGAGGAUAAAUUGAAACAAGAAUAUAAUGAAAAAAUGCAAAAACAAAAGGAGGAAAUAUUGGCAUCAACUGCUUUUGAAUUUAAUAAAGUAAAUACCCCACCACAACAAUCAACACAACCUCAAUAUCAAUCUUCACCACCAUCUUCUUCAUCAAAUGUACAACCAAAUAUAACAACAACCACUACAUCAUCAUCAUCUUCAUCAACACAUACCACAACAACUACCACUUCACCAAAUUAUCUCUUCCCAGAUUUAUUUGCUGAUUUGACAGCAACAACAAACUCUUCAUCAAAUUCAUCAACACCACCAAAUAAUCAACAUAAUUCGACAUCACCAUCUGCAACUGUAAAUUCAUCAAAUGCAGCCGAUUCACCUGUAAUUUCUAGAAAAUCAACAACUCAAAACGAAAAAGACAAGCUCAAAAAAGACCUUGAAAACAUUCAUAUCAAUCAACCAAAAGACCCAAAGAAUGGAGUUUUGUUUGCAAAUAAAACUCCAACCAAAGUAACCACCACUACCUCAUCAUCAUCAACCACCACCACUUCAUCAAAUUCAUCCUCUACCACCACCGAAGUUGUUUGUCCAAUUUGUCAACAAAGAUUCCAAAGUGAAAGAGUUUUAUCAGUUCAUCUCGAUGAUUGGCAUCCACAAAUGAAGGAUCAUUUCACUCCAUCACCACCAAAAUCAUCAUCACCAACCAGUUUUGUAGACUUUGAAGAGCAACCAACCAAACCAAAUACCACCAAAGGAAGAUCAAAGACUGUCUCUUUCCAAACCACUCCAAUUGAGGGUAAGAAAUCAAUCUCCUCUGAAGAGUUAAAAAAGAAGGUUCAAUCAUAUGCAGCUCAUAAUAAUAAUAAUAAUAAUAAUAAUUCCAUUACCACCUCAACCACUACCACUUCAACUACCACUUCAACUAUGGUAAAACCAAUCUCUUCCAUUCCAUCAUCAAUUAAAAAUAGGGUUAUCGACUCAGAGGCUAACAUUUUGGCAACAUCAUUUGAAAAGAUUUUCAUUCCACAAAAACCAAAGAUUGUACAUACACCAGAGAGCGCAGUACUUGUCCUUCAAACCUAUACCCGUCGUUGGAAGGCAAGAAAAGAAUUCAAACGUGAACAAUUGCGUUACAAAGCCGUUAGUGAAUUGGUUAGCACUGAAAAGUCCUAUGUAGAGGGUCUUGAAAAACUCAUUGAAAACUUUGCAACUCCAUUGAUGGGUUUAGCUGAUAAUGAUAUCCCAUUGAUUGAACGUGGUGACAUUGAAACUAUCUUUGGUAAACAUAAAAUCAUCCUUUCAUUCAAUAGUGAACUUUAUAGACGUUUGGCCGAAAGAUUGGAACAUUGGAACAUUGUACAAAAGGUUGGUGAUGUUUUACUCGACAUUAUCACUCAAGAUGAUUUCAAAGCAAUCUACAAUUCUUUCACUCUCUCCUAUCAACAUGUACUCUCUCUCAUUGAAAAACUCUCCAAUCAAAAGAACUCCUUUAAAACAUUCCUUAGAAAUUCUGAACGUUCUCUAUGGAGUGGUGGUAAUGGUAUCACUGGUAAUAAUCUUCAAUCACUUUUAAUUACACCAGUACAAAGAAUCACUCGUUACCUUUUAUUGUUGAAAGAGAUCAUUCGUUUCACUAAACCAUCCCAUCCAGAUUAUGAUUCACUUUGCAUUUCUCUCUUUGAGAUGCAAGAUAUUUGUACAGAUGUAAAUGAAAAUCAACGUAGGGAAGAAAAUGAAAAAAUUCGUAUUCAAACACUCACAAACAUUACCAAUCGUUUCGAUCCAAAAUUACCAAAAGAAUUAAAUCUCCUCCAAGAAGGUAGAUUUUUGGUUAAAGAGGUCUCUCUUUACAUCUAUGAUGCUGAUAGUGAAAAGAGAAAAGAACGUGCUUUCCUUUUAUUUAAUGAUAUCAUUAUAGUCGCCAAAAAGAGUAAAAACAAGUUAUUAUUCAAGAAUUUAGUUAACCUUCAACAUGUUUCAAUUAAAUCCCUUCAAGAUGGUAUAAAAUGUUAUGGCACUGUCACAAAAUAUUCUUUUGAAUUAUAUGGUCAUAGUAAUCACGUUAUGCUUUUCUUUUCUGAAACUCAAGAAGAAAAAGAUGCUUUAUUAAAUUUACUUCCAAAAUAA